AUUCAGGCCUACAACCAGUUGCACUUAUUGAACACUUAUUGUGUAUUGGUUAUUCCAUGAGGUACUGGGGGAGGCCCUUUGAAUAGACAGGGUCAGAGAGAGGUAAGGACAGAAAAGAAACAAAGAGAAAGUUCUUGCCAUCAACUGAUUUAUAACCUCUUUGGAAACCCAUAAAAGGCAACUUGGGUAAUUUUUGGGCAGUGCAGCUGAGUGCAAUUAAUAAUGGUAACAGAAUAACUGAUUUUUUUCUCUUUGCAUACAGGUGGUGUUAGCGAAGCAUGUGUAUGAGCAGGUUUUACAAACGCUGGACAAUCUCGUGUAUAGUGAAGACCUGAAUAAGUUUCCAGUCAGUGCCGCCUCCUCACCUUGCCCUAACUCUCCUCUGCCUUCCCUCAGUACCUGUGGAGAACCUUCCCUUGAAAGGAAGGAGAAUGGAUUGUUCAGCCACUCCAGCCUUUCUAACUCUUCUCAGAAGUCCUCGUCUGUGAAGGAGGUCAAAUCUUUUACCCAGAUUCAAGCCAACUUUUGUAUAUCAGAGCUUCAAGUUCAGCUAAGUGGUGAUCUGACCUUGGGGGCCCAGGGGCUGGUGAGCUUAAAGUUUCAGGAUUUUGAGGUGGAAUUCAAUAAAGACCAUCCCCAGACCUUAUCCAUUCAGAUUGCCCUGCGUUCUCUGCUGAUGGAAGACUUAUUGGAGAAAAAUCCGGAUUCUAAAUAUAAGAACCUGAUGGUGUCUCGGGGAGCCCCUAAGCCGUCAAGUUUAGCACAAAAAGAAUAUCUCUCUCAGUCUUGCCCUUCGAUAUCCAAUGUGGAGUAUCCUGACAUGCCUCGCUCUCUGCCUUCCCACAUGGAAGAAGCUCCUAAUGUCUUUCAGCUGUAUCAGAGACCUACCUCGGCAUCCAAGAAGAAGCCAAAGGAAGUCCAAGACCAGGACUGUCCCUUGACCCCACCUCCUUCUCCAACAGUAGAUGAGCCCAAGACACUUGCUGGAAAGAGUAAAUUUGAUGAUUCCUUGGUCCACAUCAAUAUAUUCUUGGUGGAUAAGAAACACCCAGAAUUCUCUUCCAUUUACAACCGAAUUAACCGGAGCAUUGAUGUUGAUUUUAACUGCUUGGAUGUGCUCAUCACACUGCAGACUUGGGUUGUGAUACUAGAUUUUUUUGGAAUUGGUUCCACUGCAGACAACCAUGCAAUGAAGGUACCUAUGCCUGAGGAUAUUCUACAAAACGUGAAGUCAGAAGCAAAUGCUCUGUCAGAGCCUGAACUUCAGGAUCCAGUUAACACCAAGCUGGAUCUCAAGAUUCUAGAUAUCAUUUCAUCUCUACAAACUUCAGUCUUCAUUCCUGAAAAAUACAGACUUUUAAAAUAUAACUACAAUGCAUUGUUACAUCUAACUACCUUAGCAAGAAUUUCUUGGUACUACGUAUUCCCUUAUUUUCUCAAAAAUGCUCGUUUACUUGUGCAUUGUAGAGGAAUGAACGAAUUAAGAAGCUUCAUGUCUUUCCUUUGAGGUCUACAAUUCAGUGGAAUACUUUGCUUUUCUGAGCCAUAGUUUCCUCAUCUACAAAAUGAGGAGAAUUAAAAGGACGUUUGAAUCUUUUGAA
This is a messenger RNA of Myotis lucifugus (little brown bat), 1601 nucleotides long. Its product is annotated as vacuolar protein sorting-associated protein 13D-like. The transcript has 2 exons. The record is from RefSeq and is a predicted model, not a curated record. NCBI's taxonomy places the organism in Eukaryota, Metazoa, Chordata, Mammalia, Chiroptera, Vespertilionidae. Bases 677 to 1507 code for a protein of 276 amino acids.